Molecule: messenger RNA, 2195 nt
Organism: Verruconis gallopava
Lineage: Eukaryota; Fungi; Ascomycota; Dothideomycetes; Venturiales; Sympoventuriaceae
Exons: 5
Coding region: 241-1803 (520 amino acids)
Biological process (GO): plasma membrane lactate transport
Cellular component (GO): plasma membrane
Molecular function (GO): secondary active monocarboxylate transmembrane transporter activity
Source: RefSeq, a predicted model, not a curated record
GGGAGAUCACCGAAGUGAUCGCCGGCUGCUUGCGCUCGAAUUUAAAAUGAUCGCAGACCCCGCGUCGGAGUCGUCUUGUCGAGCAAGACUUCCUCCUCUCCUGCUUGGCAUCGAGAGUUGUUGAAUGAAAACUCGGUCUUGAGAGGAACACGUUCGGCGUCGCGGCAUCUUGCGCCGAAAUUUCCUUUGAUCAAAGCCUGGCCAAGCUUGGCGCACACACUUACCAAAGUCGAGAACGAUAUGGCGACUGAUUAUGAGAAGCAAGACGGGGAAGGGCUACGACCUGCUUUCACGCACGAGCCCGAGCCCAUGUCCAUCGGCAGAUACAUCGUGACCCGCAUCCCCAGCCUCAAGCCGCCCAUGAACAAGGCGCCAAACCCCUUCAAGGCACUUGCACUACUUAACUUCCAACAAUGGAUGUUCUUCCUCGUCGCCUUCUUCGCGUGGAGCUGGGACGCAUUCGACUUUUUCACCGUCUCUCUUACGGUCACUCAGUUGGCUGAGCAAUUUGGUAAAUCGAACACGGACAUAACAUGGGGAAUCACCCUGGUUCUUAUGCUUCGAUCAGUAGGGUCGAUUAUUUUUGGUAUUGCUUCAGAUCGAUGGGGUCGGAAGUGGCCCUUCAUCGCCAACAACGUCUUGUUCAUCGUGCUUGAACUAGGCACUGGUUUCACAUCGAGCUAUCGUUCGUUUUUGGCUUGUCGAGCACUCUUUGGCAUUGCUAUGGGCGGUCUGUAUGGUAACGCCGCUGCAACUGCCCUGGAAGACUGUCCGCCCGAAGCACGUGGUAUUAUCUCCGGUAUGCUUCAGCAAGGGUACGCGUUUGGCUACCUGCUUGCUACUGCGUUCGCGCGCGGACUUGUUGAUACCACCAGCCACGGAUGGCGUCCAUUGUUCUGGUUUGGAGCUUGUCCUCCCGUUCUGAUCAUCAUAUUCCGUCUGUGUCUGCCAGAAACGAAAGCAUACAGAGAGCGCAAAGCUGUUCGUGAAAGCAAUCCGAACAUUACCAAAGUCUUCAUCAGCGAAGGGAAAGUUGCUCUCAGGAAGCAUUGGUUGCUUCUUAUCUACAUGGUGCUCCUGAUGGCCGGCUUCAACUUCAUGUCACACGGAUCCCAGGAUCUAUAUCCGACAAUGUUGACAAAUCAGUACAACUUUUCCCCUAAUGCGGUCACUGUUACCCAGGUGGUUGCGAAUCUUGGAGCUAUGACUGGUGGAACUUUGGUUGGCUACAGCAGCCAGAUCUUUGGACGACGAUUCUCUAUCAUCUUCAUCUCAGUUGUUGGCGGUGCUUUGUUGUAUCCCUACUGCUUCACUUCCAGUAAAAAGGUCAUUGCAGCAGCUUUCUUUGAACAAUUCUGCGUUCAAGGAGCCUGGGGCGUUAUUCCCAUCCAUUUGAUGGAACUCAGCCCUGGCAGCUUUAGGACUUUCGUUGUCGGCACAAGCUAUCAGCUUGGCAAUCUUGUCAGCUCUGCUUCUAGCACCAUUGAAUCGAGGAUCGGCGAGCGAUUCCCGCUUCCACCGAAGCAUACAGCAAAAGGAACGAUCAAGCGGUACGAGUAUGGCAAGGUCAUGGCCAUCUUCAUGGGCUGCGUCUACGCCUACGUCAUCAUUGUCACUCUCAUCGGCCCAGAGUACUUGGGAAGACACUUUGAUGUGGGUCAUGAUUCCGACAUGCGCGACGCGGCCGGAGAGGAUGCCUUUGCUGUUGUUCAUCCAAACAAAGCGGCAGCUCAUGAUCGCGCACACUCCUCUGAUGCCGACGAGAAGAAUGUACACGCCGCAGAUCAAAAGGAAUCCUUGUAGCAGACUGUGUUGUCAGUGUGAGAAGUGCAACGAAGCUUGACGGUUAGAAUGAACAACAUCACUGUGAAAUUGAACUUGAGUAAACCAAAGAUCAGCCGUCCAAUGAACGAUGAUGUCAAUUCCCUUUGUGUAUUCUUCUUGUGAGAUGCCAGAAACUCCUUUCUCGUCAGCAGUUCAGAAUAAAUUUGGAGAAGACGCGGUCGAUCUUUGUGUCGAGUUCGACGUCUGUAAAGCGGGCGUUUUUGAUGUCACGACGUUAGAAAUAGAGCAAAUAUAUGCAUGAGCGUACUCUGUAGCAACAGAGUGAUUGGCUCACAUUACUGGGGUUUGGUGGGGGAAAUUCGCGUUACAGGAUUGGAUGGAGGAAUUCGAUCAGGAAAAAACGGCGAGCG